UAAAAUCCUCCUCCCGUACCAUUGCCUUUACUUGGUUCACUUCCUGCCCUCGCCUUUUUGUGACAGCCGCAGAUCACAAGUGAAACUGAUCCACGGCCCCACACCAGAGCAGUGCACUGACUUGUCGCUCCGAGUUUGUGGCCCAAACUGAUUGCUCUUUGGGCCGUUGUGAGAGGAAGUGGAACCAGCAGGUUCGGCGGACGGAAGGGAAUUCCAGCCCUAGUUGAGUUCCAGCAAGGAGUCUGCCGAAGAUGGGAAAGUCACUAGUGCUUAUCCCGAUACUUCUGGCUUUCCACUCCGUCUGUAGCCAGCUCGAGUAUUCUUUCGAAGAAAUAAAUUCUUUCAAGAAAUGGAUGAUAACGCACAACAAAGACUACAGCAAUGAGGACUAUACCUACAGGAUGCACACUUUCAUCCAGAACAAGAGAAAGAUUGAUGCUCACAACAGUGGCGAACACUCCUUUCAGAUGGGUCUCAACCAAUUUUCUGACAUGACCUUCAGUGAGUUUAAGGAACUAUACUUGAUGAAAGAACCACAGAACUGUUCAGCUACACAGGGGAACCAUUACAUGAAAGACGGUCCAUUACCCAAGUUCAUAGAUUGGAGAAAGAAAGGAAAUUAUGUCACGCCCGUGAAAAAUCAGGGUGCAUGUGGGAGCUGUUGGACAUUUUCCACUACGGGGUGCUUGGAAUCUGCAAUUGCAAUAAAGUCCAAUCAUCUUCUUACACUGGCAGAACAACAGCUCAUAGACUGUGCUCAGAACUUUAACAACCAUGGCUGCUCAGGGGGACUGCCAAGUCAAGCAUUUGAAUACAUAAAGUACAACCAUGGUUUAGAAACGGAGAAGGAUUAUCCUUAUGAAGGAAGGAAUGCAACUUGCAGGUUCCAGCCCAGCAAAGCCGCUGCGUUUGUCAAAGAUGUGGUCAAUAUAACAGAGUACGAUGAAAAUGCCAUGGUAGAUGCUGUGGGAAGAAUCAACCCUGUCAGUUUUGCUUUUCAAGUGACUGACGAUUUUGUCAAUUACGACUCAGGCAUUUAUUCCAACAAACACUGCGCUUCGACCCCAGACAAAGUGAACCACGCCGUGUUAGCAGUGGGCUAUGGAGAGGACAAAGGGACAAAGUACUGGAUCGUGAAGAACUCCUGGGGUCCUCAAUGGGGAAUUGAUGGCUAUUUCUACAUUGAACGAGGGAAGAACAUGUGUGGAUUGGCUGCAUGUGCAUCCUAUCCCAUCCCCAAGCUCUGACGUGAUGAAUGGUCCAGCUGCAGCUGAAUCCCAAGCAGACAUCGAAUCUUAAACUGAAGGGCUGAUUACUGCUUAGCAAUAUAUUAAAUAUGAAUCUUUUGUUUUCAAUCAUUUCAGUAUAACUUACACUUAAGUAAAAAUGACUGUUCAUACUUCUUCAGAUUGAAAUACUCUUGUGAGUACACAAAAUAAUCCCUAACAUCCAAAUUUUAAAUUUACUCUGCAUGAAAUUAAAUACACAUUUAACAAAAUGGA
Molecule: messenger RNA, 1502 nt
Organism: Hypanus sabinus (Atlantic stingray)
Lineage: Eukaryota; Metazoa; Chordata; Chondrichthyes; Myliobatiformes; Dasyatidae
Gene: ctsh
Product: cathepsin H
Exons: 12
Coding region: 252-1247 (331 amino acids)
Biological process (GO): immune response
Cellular component (GO): lysosome
Molecular function (GO): cysteine-type endopeptidase activity
Source: RefSeq, a predicted model, not a curated record